AUGGUGCCUCCUCCAGCAUCAAAUACCAGGGAAUUUGCACGUUGGAAGGUGAGGAACACAGCCAUCGAGAGGCGGGACUUGAUCCAGAACCCGGUGCCGCUGAUGCCAGAGUUCCAGCGCAGCGUGCGUUUGCUCGGCCGCAGACCGACCACGCAGCAGUUCAUCGAAACCAUCAUCAAGAAGUAUGGAACUCACAUCCUCAUCUCCGCCACGCUGGGAGGACUGACACAGGCCCACAUCCUGACCAUACACCCUACAUGA
This is a messenger RNA of Knipowitschia caucasica, 261 nucleotides long. NCBI's taxonomy places the organism in Eukaryota, Metazoa, Chordata, Actinopteri, Gobiiformes, Gobiidae. The record is from the annotation of a GenBank genome assembly.